This is a messenger RNA of Aspergillus steynii IBT 23096, 1965 nucleotides long. Its product is annotated as cytochrome P450. Gene Ontology annotation, molecular function: iron ion binding; oxidoreductase activity, acting on paired donors, with incorporation or reduction of molecular oxygen, reduced flavin or flavoprotein as one donor, and incorporation of one atom of oxygen; heme binding. The transcript is spliced from 2 exons. The record is from RefSeq and is a predicted model, not a curated record. Lineage: Eukaryota; Fungi; Ascomycota; Eurotiomycetes; Eurotiales; Aspergillaceae. The coding region runs from base 261 to 1778 and encodes 505 amino acids.
CUUCACAGGACGCAGCCCUUUUGGUCUUCCUCGGACGCUCCGUGGCCGAGGAUCUCCAGACGCCUCACACUCGGUGGCCCUUAUGCUUUAUGCUCGAUAUUCACCGCAACCCUCCGCACAAGUGAAUCAAUGCUACCGUCGACUUCCCGCUGCCGAAGAUCCCCGGUAGGGUCGGCCAUCAUGUCGCCUAUUUGUACCCUCCCUCCCUCCGGCUUCCCUCUCUCAGUCCUUGGUUCUCGUUGAAUCACUCCGCCAUCGCCAUGGACCCUCCUCAUCAUUCGAUCCUCGUCCUGGCCGGCAUCGUCUUGCUGGCCCUGUACAUCGUCACUCUCCUGCAACGCAAAUGGACCCAGCGCCGCAUCGCCCGCGAGAAUCACUGCGAGCCUCCCCCCUCCCUGUACAUGAUCGACCCCGUCUUCGGCAUCGACAACGUCUAUAACAGCGUCACCUCCGCCAAGCACCAUCGCUUCCUCGAACGCGGGCUGGCCAACUUCCGCAACCACGGCAAUACCUUCUCCGCCACACGCCUGGGCACUAACAUCAUCGUGACUCGGGAUCCCCUCAACGUGAAGACCAUCCUGUCGCUGAAGUUCAAGGACUUCGGCCUGGGCGACCGCAUCCACUCCUUCGGACCCCUGCUCGGACAUGGCAUCUUCACCACCGACGGCGAGCACUGGGCGCAGUCGCGCGCCAUGAUUCGGCCCAACUUCAGCAAGGAUCAGGUGGCGCAUCUGGAGAUCUUCGAGGAGCUGAUGGGCGACCUGCUGGCGUUGAUCCCGACGGAUGGCAGCACAUUCGACCUCCAGGAGCUGUUCUUCAGCUACACCAUCGACUCGGCGACCGAGUUCCUGUUCGGCCACAGCGUGCAAAGUCUCAAGAAGCGUCGCUCCGCCGUGCAGGAAGACGCCGAGAAGGACUUCGCCAGUGCGUUCAACUACGCGCAGGACGCCAUCGCGCACCAGUCCCGCAUCGGCCGCCUCAGUCAGAUCUUCCCCGAUCGCAAGGCCCAGCGCUGCCAUCGCGUCUGCCACGAGCUGGUCGAGCAGUUCGUCGACAAGGCGCUGCGGUACCGCGCGAACUUCGACGAGGAGAAGGGCGCCGACGACAGCAAGCAGAAGUACCUGUUCCUGCAGGGUCUGGCGCAGCAGACGGGCGAUCGCAAGCGUAUCCGCGACGAGCUGAUGAACGUGCUGCUGGCCGGUCGCGACACCACCGCCUCGCUGCUCAGUAACAUGUUCUUCAUGCUGGCGAAGCAUCCGCAUGUGUGGGCGAAGCUGCAAGAGGAGAUCGCCACGUUGGACGGCCGCAUCCCCACCUACUCCCAGCUGCGCAAUCUCACUUAUCUGAAAUACUGCAUGAACGAAUCCCUCCGUCUACACCCCGUCGUCCCCGCCAACAGUCGCGUCGCCAUGACCGACACCGUCCUGCCCGUCGGCGGCGGCCCCAACGGUCAGUCCCCGGUGUUUGUGUCCAAAGGCACUGUGGUGGGAUACAGCACGUAUUCGAUGCAUCGGCGCGAGGACUUCUACGGACCGGACGCGGAGGAGUUCCGACCGGAGCGAUGGGCGACGCUGCGACCGGGGUGGGAGUAUCUGCCAUUCAACGGGGGACCUCGGAUCUGCGUGGGUCAGCAGUACGCGCUCACUGAAGCCGGAUACGUGACGGUUCGCUUGGCGCAGCGGUUUUCCGUCCUGGAGAGUCGCGAUGCAGGAGCGUGGGAGGAAAGCUUGACUCUGACGCUGUGCUCGAGGAACGGCACCCUGGUUGGGAUGUCCUGAGUGAUGUGAUUGAUGUGAUAUGAUAUGAUGUCAGCAAAUUGGUAUCUUUGCUUUUAUCUUUUAUCCCUGGUCUGCUGUCUUUCUGCUGUCUGUCUAUUAGCCCCUACUCUAGUUAGUCCUCGCUCCGGAUUUCCCCCGGAGCACCCGACAAUCAAACCAUUCAAUCAAUAAACAAUGCCAUGCACCC